This is a messenger RNA of Ceraceosorus bombacis, 1944 nucleotides long. NCBI's taxonomy places the organism in Eukaryota, Fungi, Basidiomycota, Exobasidiomycetes, Ceraceosorales, Ceraceosoraceae. The record is from the annotation of a GenBank genome assembly.
AUGCAGACUCUGCAACCCACCACUUCAGCGUUGCGUUCCAAAGAGCAUGGCUUGCGCUCGCUCUCCUCAUCCAUCUCUUCCUUGCCCGGCGCGCCGCUCUCCCCGAAUUCGUCCACUGUCCUGCUACCGCGGGAUCUUCACAAUGCCUCCGACUCGGCCCAAGCGCUCUACUCUCGAGCAGCGAGAGCUUUCUUGCAGCGCAGCCACGCCAGUGCUCUCUUGACCAGCCAAGCUGCUCUGGACCUGCUCAACCAAGGUACAGAGUCGCCGCGAGAUGCAGAAUUGACACAAGUAUUGGAAAGGCUGUUGAUCUUGCGAUUGACAAUCUUUGCCACACUGUAUGAGCCGCGCAAUCCUUCUGGCGCUCCCAUCCUCGAGGCAUUAAAAAGGCAGUCCUCUCAAGCCUCGCAACAGCUCCAACAUCGACUUGGCUUGCCUGUGGAAGACUUUCUGCUAGAGCUGUGGAAGGAGCCGCUGGAGGCAUACCAUCCUGAUUUGAUCUCGCACUGGAGCCAGCUCGACUCUUUGGACCCUUCGCCUAGCACGCUGCGCUCCCCCCUCGACCUGCCGGGGGGUUUGGUUGCUGCUGCCAUCAUGAGCGCACUGCGGGUGGAUGGCGCUCAUACAGAUAGCGAACCCAGCGCGAAUUCCAACAGGGUCAUUUCGCGCAAAGAGACGGCCUCCAGAAAUGCGGCUUCGCUCUCGGGUCUGAAAGCAGCCAGAUCGAUCUGCGAAUGGGUUCUGGCUGCCCACUCUGCUCCCCUGCUAGGGGACGAGCAAAGUGGUAUGAGCGUCAAGGCUCUCCAAGCGAGACAGGAACAACACGACCGCGUUCUGGAACUGUACACCCUGCAUGUACUCGGAGCCAGAGCGGGAGAAUGGGACUACGCUGAACAGCUUAUCAGCUUGUCUGGUGGCGAAGAUUCGCAGAGCAAAGAGGUGAGCCAGCUGGAAAGUGAAGCUCUGAUCAGGUCGGAGAUCUGGACUUGCCAGCAUAUAUUUGCUCUCGGAGCUGACGAUGCUGAUCCGAUGCUGUCUCGACGGGGAUUAGGCACUGCUGCACCGGCUCUAUGCGGCCAAAGACCACAUAGCUUCUCGCCCGGAGCGCAGACGGAUCGCGUCAGAAGCAGCGACACGAGCAUACGAAGCGGAAAAGGCGCGCCGAGCUUCAGAGUCGAAGGCUGUUGCUGCUACAGGAGCCACUGCUGCCGCUGCCUCUAUGCCCUCAUCCGCUAGUGCAUCCUCCAGCAGGGCUCGGCCGGAGAGAGCUGCCGACGAAGGCGAAGGCAAAAGGAGGUUCAGGCGCCUAAGUAGCUCAUCUGGGGCCAGCGCGCGCUCUUCUGCUGCCGAGGCGGACGUCGAACGUCCAUCAGAACGGCGACCUCAGCCACAGCGGUCCGCAUCGUCCCAAGACGGUUCGAGCAGGGCUGAGCAGAAAGCAGCGGCGAAGCCAUCCUCCUCCUCCGACUUUGCAGCUCGACGAUCAUCUGUGAGAGACUAUCUCGCGCGUGGUCACGAGCGGGUUUCGACGUUGAAUCGCUCCAGAUCUCUGUCGAGCUCGCAAUCCACGAACCCUCAAACAAGCAUCCUACAGCUCUUCAACCGCUUUGCACAGAUGCUAAAGACUCAUCCGAUGGCUGCUGUUCGAUGGGUAGGUGUCAUCCUGGUGGCACUGAGCAUACUUCGGAACGCUGCUGCGUAUGCCACUUCGCUGCGAGGCGUCGGAGGGUCGGGCCAUGCGAGAAGAAUUGCGGGCAGCACGACCGAAUCACAAUCAGGAGGCGGCGGGAAUAGCAGACCUGGAUUGGUCCGAUUGGCCGCUGCUAAGCUUUGGGAUACCAUGCGCAUGUGAGUAACACUGUUCGCAUCCGGCUGAGAUUAGCGCUUCCAGCUGAAACACAUCCCGAUACUGAUCACAGGGGCACACAAGUCACGUAUUUGUAG